GUAUGAAGAGUAAAUUGGAACUCUAAUUAAUAAUACAAGCAACUCUAGCAGAUUUAAUUUUUUUUUAAACUAUUUCAUUCGAAAGCAUUAUCUAACUCCAAUUUGAAAAAUUCAAAAUUGCAUAAACUAAUUUUAUCCCUUCUCCAAGAUGUUUAAUGAAAUUUUAAGUAAAUCAUAUAAAUUACAAUAAAGAGGUUUAUUGGCUUAAAUCAGGUCGAUAUAAAAAGCAUGUUCAAAAAUGGCAAAGGAGAAACUCAAAGAGUUGUAUUUUUUUGA
Molecule: messenger RNA, 276 nt
Organism: Paramecium octaurelia
Lineage: Eukaryota; Ciliophora; Oligohymenophorea; Peniculida; Parameciidae
Source: the annotation of a GenBank genome assembly